Gallus gallus (chicken) is the source of this 3571-nucleotide messenger RNA. RefSeq names its product prenyl (decaprenyl) diphosphate synthase, subunit 1 (gene PDSS1). Gene Ontology annotation, biological process: isoprenoid biosynthetic process; ubiquinone biosynthetic process. The record is from RefSeq and is a predicted model, not a curated record. Lineage: Eukaryota; Metazoa; Chordata; Aves; Galliformes; Phasianidae. Bases 2490 to 3227 code for a protein of 245 amino acids. The transcript is spliced from 9 exons. Gene Ontology annotation, cellular component: mitochondrion; transferase complex. Gene Ontology annotation, molecular function: prenyltransferase activity.
UGAGGGAAAAUGUACACAUAGAGAAGAAAACACUGCAUUUUUGCUACUCUGCUGUUCUAGAUCUGAGAGGGGAAAAAACAACCCUUGCUUUCCAUUUUGCCUCUCUUGUUGCUUGUUGUUGGUUUUUUUUUUUUAGAUGUUUCUCCUCUUUCAACUUGUCAUUUCUCUUAAAGCAUUUCAUCAUGCUUUUGCUCAGUUAAUAUUGAUUCUUUUCCCAGACUUGUUUUACUUUGGUUCCCAUACAUGUAGUGAGAUACUGGACAGAACAUCUGUAGACUUGUGGGGUGAGCCCAUUUCCUAUGCUGUUUAUCUUUUAUGUUUAACUUUAUUUUAUUUUAUUUUUUUAAAUUCUGCCUCGGACUUGUAUGACUGCUGUUGAAUUUCUGUUUCAUCUUAGAAUCAUAGAAUAUCCUAAGUUGGAAGGGACUCAUAAGGGCCAUCAAGUCCUGGCUCCACACAGCACCACAAAAGAAUCAGACCAUAUGUCCUGAGAGCUUUGUCCAGAUGCCUCUUGAAUUCCAGCAGCUUGGUGCCAUAACCGCUGCCCUGGGCAGGCUGUUCCAGGGCCUGAACACCCUCUGGUGCAGAACCACUCCCUGACCCCCAGCUGCCCCUCCCCUGACACAGCUGCAUGCCGUUCCUUCAAACCCUGUUGCUGUCACACAGAGCAGAGCUCAGCGCUGCCCCUCGGCUCCCUGUGAGGAGCUGCAGCCGCCAUGAGGCCUCCCCUCAGCUCCUCUGCUCUGGGCUCAGCACACCCAGGGACCUCAGCUGCUCCUCAUGCCACUCCAGACCCAUCACCAUCUUUGUUGCUUUUCUUUGGACACUCUGUGAUAGUUUUAUGUCUUUUUCAUACUGUGGUGCCCAAAGCUGUGGCCUGCUCAAGCUAAGGCCGCACCAGUGCACUGUAGAGCAGGACAGUCCCUUCCCUCACCCAGUGGCUGUGCUGUGCUUGAUGCACUACAGUGUGCAGUUGGCCUUCCUGGCUGCCUGGACACACUAUUGACUCAUGUUCAACUUGCUGUCAGCCAAGACUCCCCAGAUCUCUUUCAGUGAUGCUGCUCUCCAGUGCCACACCCCCCAGUCUGUACGUAAUUGCCAGGGUUGCCCCUUUUCAGGUGCAUAAUCCGGCACUUGCUCUUGUUAAACUUUGUGUCGCUGGUGAUUGCCCAGCUCUCUCAUUUGCCUAGAGGCCUGCAAGGCCUCUUCACCCUCAGUGGAGUCAACGGCUCCUCCCAGUUUUAGUAUCGUCAGUAGUCUUACUCAAAACACCCUCUAUUCUUACAUCCAAAUCAUUUAUGAAGACAUUAAAGAGAACUGACCCUAAAAUGAAGCCCUGGGGAGCCCCGUUAGUGACUGGUUGCCAGUCUGAUGUAGCACCAUUUACUACAACCCAGAUCAUGCUGCCCUUCUCAGCUGUCCUAUAAUUUGCUGGAUCCAGCAUGCUUUUGCUGGUUCUUCAGUUGUUUUUUGUUGUUUCUCUAGGUUGUUUUUGUUUUUGUUUUCCUUUCCUACAAUACUACUUGAAAGGGUACUACUCCUCCUUGUUUGGUUGUUAACAUAACAGGACACAACUUUAUAAGGAUAUGGGUCCUGAUCUUUUGAGGCGGUCCACAGAGACCUCUCUGUCUUCACAGAGCCCCACGAGAUUGAAUUAAAUUUCUCAGGGGAAUGGAGACAGAUACACAGAUAGUUCUGCUUACUAAUUAAGUGACAUGAUCUUUUGAGUUUAGAUUUGAGAAGGUUAGCUAUUUAGAAUGCCCCUAGCAGGUUAGCUGGCAUUCUACAGUGAGGUUGCUUUGUUUUAGUCAUUGUAAAGAGAAUGACUUUUGUACAAGGCCAUAAUGAAUCCAAAAUAUUGUCAAAAAAUAUCCAAAUAUCCAAACUAUCCAAAGAGCAUUCAGGCUGUUCUGUGCUAGUAUGGUUUUAUUUUUCUCUUCCCCUUGAAGACCCAAUUGUCAAAAGCCCAGCUCUGAGUCUUUGUUUUUUUUUGUUGUUUUGUUUGUUUGUUUAAUGACAGCAACUUAUCUUUGUGUGAGAGUGAAAAUUACUGUAAAGAGUUGAAGCUGAGGUCAUUCAAACCCUCAGUUUCACACAUGCUCUGACAUUUCUUCACACGACACCUGUGUGCAGAAUUUCACAGAAUUAUCACUUAACCCGAUGGGACCUCUGUUUCUAUUUAGGAUAUAUUCUCCAGAGGUGUUUGUAAAUAGGAAUUUUUGUCUAUUUCUGCAACUGAAAUGAGAGACAAAGAGAAGGCCAAAGAAGUACAGAGACAUCUCAAUAGAGAAAAUAGUGAGCACAAAAUGUUUAGGGAGGAACAAAAAGGAAAUAAAUCUAUCAAAAUGGAGGAAGUCCAGUCUGCUGACAUAAUUAAUGAAAAAGGGAGUCCCCAAAAGGAGACCCGUGCAUGAAAGAGGCUGGAGACUUUUACAGUUGUUUGAAGGGAGGUGCAAGCAAGCCAGCGCUCUGUGGCCAUAAUUGCAGAGAUGAUCCACACGGCUAGCCUCGUUCAUGACGAUGUUAUUGAUGAUGCAAAUUCUCGCAGAGGAAAAAUGACAGUCAAUCAGAUCUGGGGAGAGAGGAAGGCAGUUCUAGCUGGUGAUUUCAUCCUAUCAGCUGCUUCCUUAGCUUUAGCACGAAUUGGAAACACUACUAUCAUCUCUGUUCUAACUCAGGUGAUUGAAGAUCUGGUGCGUGGUGAAUUCCUCCAGUUGGGUUCCAAGGAAAACGAGAAUGAGAGAUUUGCUCACUACCUCGAGAAGACUUUUAAGAAGACUGCGAGUCUGAUAGCAAACAGUUGUAAAGCAGUUUCAAUUCUAGGCUGCCCAGAUCCCAAAGUUCACGAGAUCGCAUACCAGUACGGAAAAAACGUUGGCAUUGCUUUUCAGCUAAUAGAUGAUGUGUUGGAUUUCACAUCGUGUGCUGACCAUCUUGGGAAACCGGCAGCAGCAGAUCUCAAGCUUGGGUUAGCCACAGGCCCUGUCUUGUUUGCUUGUCGACAGUUUCCAGAAAUGAAUGCCAUGAUAAUGAGACGAUUCAGUAAGCCAGGAGAUGUUGAACGUGCUCGGAAGUACGUGUUGCAGAGUGACGGUGUGCAGCAAACAACCUACCUCGCCCAGCGCUACUGCCACGAAGCGACGAGAGAGAUCAGUAAACUGCGCCCAUCCCCUGAAAGAGAAGCCCUCAUUCAACUGACAGAAAUGGUACUCAUGCGAGACAAGUGAGAGAACUCCUUCCACUCGUUCUGGCAGCUACUUACCAGACUGUGCCUACAUUUCCUUCAAGUGAUUUGCUUCCAACGCAGGCUACCAAAAAUUAUUUUUUUAAGAAACUUUUGGGGUUUUUUUUUUGGGGGGGUGGGAGGAGUUCUACUUUCUUUUUCUAAAAGAUAAAAAUAAAAAAAUGGAAGUGUUUUAUUGCAGGAAGCCACACAGUUCAGAGCAAAUCAGAUCGUGCUGUACAAUCGUUUUAGUGGGGGCUAUUAAUUGUGGGGUAGGGGAAGAUGUUUACAUGUUGAUGCACAAAGGCCACAAUGAGAAUAAAUAUAAAUUAGUGUAUGAAAAUUGAA